GCGCGAAUGUUUCACCACAAAACAUAAUGGCAGCCAAUUAUAGUCUUUACGAGGAGAGGGAAAUCGAACCGUGGAAGGAAGCAUUUCUGUUAUAUGACAAGAUGCUAAAACUUAAAGCCGAAAAAGAAAAGAAAGAGAAGGCCGGAAAACUUCUGGAACUUGAUUAUUGGUAAGCUGGUGAAAUCCCGGGGGUGAAAUAUGUAACCAAAGCUCCUAACACCCUCUACAGUGAAACCUCCAUAAAACUUAAGUAAGUAAGUAAGCAAGUAAUUUUAUUUAACCACAUAUCGCAUAUGAGCGAUAGCUCGUUUAAAUGCAAAUGUGCCAAGACUUCACAGCUUUUAAGCUUAUAGCUAAGCGAAUGGCAAAAUUCGAUCGCUAAAACAAGGUUUUGUAAUAUUGAGGUCCUUUUCCAUAUAUUUUUCUCUUACUGGGGCGAAGAAUUUCGUUCGUUUAACCGAUCCCUUCGUCAUAAUUAGAGGUUUGUUUUUUCGAGGUUCCGCUGAAUAAGAUAAAAGGUACGUUUUGGGUGACGGGGAAGCUAGCUAGGGGAUUUUAUCCCGUAACCAUUACUCAUACCUCUCCCAGCAAGAACAUCAAUAACAUGGGACCCUGAAUCACCUCUAUCCUCUUUUAGCCUCAUUUCAGACUUUCACGCUAUUGCUUAUUUUUGAAUCCUCUAUGUUAGUAAAAUCCAACUAGUGGUCUAUUAUCAAUGCUGCAUUCUGAUUGGUUGAGCUACUACUAGGCUAUAUGUUAUAGCCUUCUAGUAGCGAAAAGUGCCGGCUUUGAAAACCAAAACAGUGGUGGCUGAAUCUCCUUUUGCUAGCUAAAGUUGUUUUGUCUCGAUAUUUUUGGCCAACUGGUUGGAUAAUUUUUACUCGAACAAUAUUAUUCCUCUCACCCUCAUGGCCUCUGAGUCAAUAGCCCAUUCGGCCUUUGGCCUCAUGGGCUAUUAACUUAGAGCCCAGUCAGGCUCGAGGAAUAAUUGUUAACUACACUCUGUUUGCCCCUCCACCCCACCCAAAUUUUGCUUAAUGUCAUUGUUCUGUUGAGAAUACUCAAAUGUAUGUGGAAUGAAAAGAUAUUAGUUGAGAGGAGAAUCCAAACCAAAAAAACCCACCUUAUCGAUCACAAUUUCCAACCCCUAAGAUUUCAUAUCCCAUGGCAAACAAUUUUUUGGUUGCAUGCGCAGAGAUCAUGGGGAAACCAUCUGUAACAAUUUUUUGGUUCCUGAAAAUUCAUGGGAACCCAUCCCCUAAAUGUUUUCAAUUUUUUGAAGUCAUAUAUUGGCACUGGAAGGCGUAAAUCAGUAACGUGCAAUGCACUUUGGGAACAAUUCAAGUGGCAGACAAUAGGAGAACUGAUAGAUGCUAGAAAACCUUUUAGUUUUGUAUAUACCGGUAAGCCGAGUUAUAGCUAAAGAAUUGAUCUGCUAGUUAAGAGUCCAAGUGGAAAAAUAGUGAGUUUCUGUUAAUUAUUGAUCCUUAAGGCUGAAAAUGUUACAGGGAAACUAUUUUCGUUUUUAUUGUCUUACAACCACAUUAACGACGAGGUACUGGAAAUGAUCAUUACUGUAAAAUCCUGGGGCUUGUAUCCAGUGUAAUUGGAAAUUCUCUUUAUAACAUUAUUAUUCCAAUAAUAUUUAGGACAGUUACUGUACAGUUUUUAGAGCAGUCACACACACACACCGCACACAAAAUCCAAGUGCCAGCAGCCUUUAAAAUAACUCAACAGAAAGGUUCUGUGAACCAUAUAAGGAAGAUUCCAUCUAAGAUUCCAUCACUCAUUGUGGAGUAGUGGUUGNCAGAGAUCAUGGGGAAACCAUCUGUAACAAUUUUUUGGUUCCUGAAAAUUCAUGGGAACCCAUCCCCUAAAUGUUUUCAAUUUUUUGAAGUCAUAUAUUGGCACUGGAAGGCGUAAAUCAGUAACGUGCAAUGCACUUUGGGAACAAUUCAAGUGGCAGACAAUAGGAGAACUGAUAGAUGCUAGAAAACCUUUUAGUUUUGUAUAUACCGGUAAGCCGAGUUAUAGCUAAAGAAUUGAUCUGCUAGUUAAGAGUCCAAGUGGAAAAAUAGUGAGUUUCUGUUAAUUAUUGAUCCUUAAGGCUGAAAAUGUUACAGGGAAACUAUUUUCGUUUUUAUUGUCUUACGACCACAUUAACGACGAGGUACUGGAAAUGAUCAUUACUGUAAAAUCCUGGGGCUUGUAUCCAGUGUAAUUGGAAAUUCUCUUUUUAACAUUAUUAUUCCAAUAAUAUUUAGGACAGUUACUGUACAGUUUUUAGAGCAGUCACACACACACACCGCACACAAAAUCCAAGUGCCAGCAGCCUUUAAAAUAACUCAACAGAAAGGUUCUGUGAACCAUAUAAGGAAGAUUCCAUCUAAGAUUCCAUCACUCAUUGUGGAGUAGUGGUUGUUAAUUGUCUGCCAGUCCAAUGGCCGCUGAUAAGAGGACACUGUAAAUCCAGGUAAACAAAUUCUAAGGGCAAACAAUAAUUUCAAAAAUGACCCAAAAAUUCUUCUGUAAUCACUACAGAAUGAUUGUUGAUACAAAACUGCGCUAACUAUCAAACGAUGGCUCAGAUAUAAACAGAUAAAAACAGCCUUCCGAAAAUCUCCGACAGAACUUAAAAAAAUCGGGUUGAUGUUUUCAAGUUUGUUGUUAUUGGCUCGCGCAUGCAGCAGGAAUGACAUAGCCCCUUUAAAGGAGAGAAACCUUAAACAAGCAGCUGAUUAAAAUGCCAGGUUUUUCCUCAACAUCCUACAAGUUAUGCAAAUUGAAUGUUGACACUCAUCAAUUGACUUAGAGCUGGAUGAUGGAUCAAUCCUAAGCUUUCUUGGCAGGUGGGGAGGAGGGUGCCCACUGGGAGCCUCAAUAGGAAAUUCGUCAUAAUUCAAAUCUAACUGGAUAAAUAUGAUGCACUAAAGUGGACAAAAAUUCUUCCUUUAAAUGUAUAAAACUUUCCAAAAUAUAUAACACUUGUUCCUUAUUUCUAAAACUUAUUUCCAAAUAAAGAGAACACAUCACAACCAUUAAAAAACUAUACAUCAUAGUGCAAUGAUCGUCAUGUAUACUACUUAAGGUGAUUCCCUAGUUUUGCACUGAGCAUCUCUUACUGCGCAUAACAAGAUGGCCACCGUAAAAAAGAGCAUUUGAAGUAAUAUUAUUACAGUCAAACCAGGCGAAGCAUUCCCGUCGCUAACGCACUAAUGAUUUCAUUAACGGAAAAAUGAUUUCGUUUGUUGAUUCAAUAAUCCAUUCAUAAAAUGAACAAUCCAAUAUUCAUAUUUAGCCUCGAUUCUAUAAUGGAAUGUUGAUUCGAUUACUGUUUCUUGAAAAACUACACAUUUUUUCUUCUUUUUUUCUAAGAGUCGAGUGCGGACGAGUUCUGAAGUUCAAACCCAAACAAACUGUUCCAUGCACGCCGUUUUGCUUCCAGUAAUCAGUGCAACGGACCUGACCUCUUAGAAAACACGACGGUCAAACUGAGGUCAGUGUAUGUGCAGUGAUUGGUGGAUUUCAAUCCCCGGCCUUUGUCAGUUUCUUUGCGUUUGCGGUCUGUCUCUUCUAGGUGUUAUUUUGAUUAAAGGCAAUUAAAAAUGCAAUCUUAAACGGCAGGAAACGGCAAGCAAAUACGAUUGAACUCAACAGACAAGAGUAAAGAACAGGUAGAUUUUGUUCAUAAACCAAAUCAACAUUUAAUUAUUGAAUCGAGGUCCAAUUUGACUGUUGAAUUAUUCAUUUUAUGAAUGGAUUAUUCAAUCAACAAACGAAAUCAUUUUUCCAUUAAUGAAUUCAUUAGUUUGCUAGCGACGGGAACGCUUGACCUGGUUUGACUGUAAAAUGAAGUUGACUGAAGAGAAACGCUUUUGGAAUUUUUGCUUGCUGUUGUUUCUUGCCGAGGUGAGACUCAAUGUGUUGGGAAUGUGCAUAACAUAAGCAGUACACGUGUUGCUGAGUUUGACCUCCUCUCGAAGAACCUCGAUAGUGGAUGUGGAUGUGGAUAGUGGAUGUGCUUUCUCACUUUGAUUUUCAUUUAAACACUUUCUUUAUCACAUUGUGUCCUAAAUGUGAUAUCUCGAUGUAAAUUCUGUACUUCCUUCCCCCUUUCACAUACAUUCUAUUUUCAAACUCGCCCCAGUCCUCUCUCAAAAAUUGGAGAAAAUGCGUUUGGUGCGCACUUUCUGCAGCUCUACAGCAAAAACGAGUACGGUGACCCCCAUUUUUUAUUUCAUGAUUUUAAUAAGGACAGUGCUUCCUUUCGAUGAGAAAAAAAUUGGCACAAAUCUAUGUUCAGUUUUUUGGCAAUUUUACUAAAUUGUACGGAUUGAGCCAUCACGGGUUGAAAAGCGCGCAUCCAAUUUAAUUCUACUUUGGAGCGUAAAGUAAAAACAAGGGCAUUAAAAGGCAUUUUUCUGGUACGUAAGUGGAUAAAAAAUACGUUAAAGUCAAAUUCUGUGUGAUGCCACAUGCAUCAUCCAAAAAAAUAUGUCCUUUUUGUCUAGUUUGGGGCUGCCCACGGUUUUUGUAAAAGGGUCCUAAAUAGCCGUAUUUGUCAGCAUUGUGACGUCAAAACGAGCACGGUGACCCCACUUUUUAUUACUUUUUUAUCAUCUUCUUGACUUGUUACAUCAGUGCACCAAGUUUUAGCUACAAUCUAUGUUAGGUUCUUUUACUAUGGAAUCACCUUAAGAUAAAUAUUCAAAACUUGCUUUCAGCAUUUGGUUUGACUUGCUCAGAUAUAGGAAAAUCAUCUGCUGAACAAUUUAGACUUGCAUCGGCAUGUUAGUUUUGGCCAUUCGCACACUGUCAGACAUAUAUAAAUUCUCACUGAUUUGUUAUCGACUUUUUAGUGUCCAGGCCCUUAGGAAAUAGCACUUCAAAAUGGCUGUUUCACUGUCAGGAGGAAAUUCUCUUGGUAGAGAUCUUGAUGAGAUUUUUUCCCAGUUUCCCUCUCACCUAUUGGAAAUUGAAAGGCACUUCUUAACUGCAAAUGUUGUCAUGUGCGACCUGUUCAUCAAAUAAGAAGUGAGGAUUAUGCAAGAUUUUUUGUUGCAAGUGUAGCUCAGGCUGGAGUUUCAGAUAUGCUGAUGCAUAAUGUUCAGGAACUUUUAACUGUGUUGGAGAAUAACGAGAGAUUAAAGGCCUAAGAAAGGAACUGAAAUAAAGCACUGGGGGAGGGUAUGAGUAAUGGUUAUGGAAUAAAAGGAAGUCAACCAAAUCCCAUCAAAACAAAUAUAAACUCAAUCAGUAAAUCAAAAGAAAAUAAAGUAUCAAUGAAUAAUAAAUAUCUAAAGGACUUGGAUAUCGGCAGCACUUAUUGAUAUCAUAAGUUCCCAUUUUUGGCAUUUUAAAUGAAUCCUUUUAUUUUUCAAUCCAUAAUUUUCAAGUUUGUUCUUUAUGUUAUCGUGAAAUUUGUCCAUACUUAUGAAAAUGAGAGGUCAUUAAAUUUUUACUGUUUGUGAUUAUAUUAUUUUCAUAUUAUACUGCAAGAACACACCAGUCCAAUAAAAAAAUCAACUAAUUACCAAAGAAGCCUGCAAACACUCUUAGGGUGCUUCAAUCAUAGGUCCACCCAUAAUGUCCACCUGUAUGUAAUAAUUAUGUUACAAAUAAUUAUCAUUCCCCUUUUGAAGGCACAUUGCAUUUUUUUAAACCUGUCAGACUGAAUCAUAUCUUACCAAUAUGAAUAUUUUGUAUACCCUUCAUGUACUGUUGCUGAUUUUAAUGCACCAUGCACUAAUGAGUAUUCUUGAUCUUCAUUCUUUGUUUUGGGGCUGUAAAACAUGGCGAUGACUGUUAUUUAGUGUUAAAUGUGUACUAAGUGUAACUAUUGAAAGGUUUCAGAAUCAGUUGCCUCAAGAAAUAAAUAAGAGAUCAGAGAAAUUUCUGACACAGGAGGAACUGAUCAAACUCAUGGAAUGGAAGCUGAUGGUAAGUUGAAAGAAAACACUAGGGUCUUUCUCUAGGUUCUGGUGACUUUUUUAAAUUUGCAGGUGUACUAAAUUUCCUUUUUCUUGUAUGCCAACCCUAAACCUAACACCCACACCUGCUUAUAAAUGUACGUGUUACAGGUCAAAAUUAUAUUCAGGUUAGAAUUUUUGACCUAGUUUGAUUCUCCAUUUCCUUUGCCUCCUAGCCCAAAUUCAGGAAUAAUAUUAGGGCUAGGAGAAAAAGGAAAUAGAGAAUUAAUUUAAUUUUGAGCUGUAACAUGUGCACUUGCAGUUUUAACUCAGUUAUAUCUCUGGGUUAAUAAAUCUCACAGAAGUAUGGGUUGGUUUAAUUUGUUGUUUUAAUUUUAUUUUUUGAUUUGUUUUUGGGUAUGGUGCCAUAUAAUAAUAAUAAUAAUAAUAAUAUGCCAGAGGUUCAUUAUUAAAGCUACAAAAAUGAUUCAAUGAAACACAGUGUGACGUGAAUAAUACUUUAAUACGUACAGGUAUAUAUAGUUUUCAUUUAUAAAUAAAAGUUUAAGCUUUUUCUCUCACUGUUCAUUAACAUUCUCAGCGUGGAAAGUUCAGACCUCGUCUUACUCAGCUUGUGCAGACAAAUGACAGUGAAACAGUGAAGGAGGUCACAAGUAAAGCCUUCAAGUGUUUACCUGACAUUAAACAGGCAAUCAGUGAAUUGACAAAGCUGAAAGCAGUGGGACCGGCAACAGCUUCAGGUAUGAAACACAGGAUUAAACAGAACUGAAUCAACUGAAGUUCCCACAGUGUGGAUGCAGGGAGGGUUUUGUCAGUUAGUUGAAAAACGUGCUCAUGACAAGGGCUCAAGAAAGGCCCUUCUGGUCAUCUAAGGCAAGUAAAUUUUCUUGCUGGGCAAGUAACUUUUUAAGCCCACUUGCCUAAUGGAUAAGAGUGUAGUCAAGUCAUCAUGUAAUUAACUUAAAUCUUUAACUGCUGAGACAAACAAGCAAUGGCCGAGGUACUAAAAGCAAAAUGUGGAGCUGCUGGAGUUCCAAAUUUUUUUUUCAAGCCUGGCAGGCAAUGUGAGAGCUGGCGUUAUUUCCCUUACUAACUAGGAACCAUACUACAUAUAUAAUUCUGCCCUGAGGCAUUUCUUUACUUUGGCACUACUUUAUUGGUUCUUUUUAUUUUGCUGGUCUUUAGUUUUACAUUUUUCGUAAAAUUUGUAAACAUUUGCGAAAUUAAAGUAAAAAAAUUAAAGUUGAAAAAGUAGAACAAAAAAACUUGUUAGACUUGGAGGUUAAAAUCCUAUAGUAUGAAGUUUUCAUGGCUCAAAAUGAUAAUUGGACAGUGACCAGUCUUGUUGACUAUAGCCAAACAAGUUCAUGCAGUCAUGGCUCGUUUCUGUCUGGUCAAUAUUGACCGGCCAAACAAAUUUUUUCUCAGUCAUGCUGACUUGUUUCUGACCAGUCAACAUGUUUAAAAUUUAUAUUUUAAAGUAAUAGCCAUUUAAGACAAAAGUAUUGCCUCAUACAGUAUAUGCUCAAAAGCGCAGUGCACUGAAAUUCAAAGACACAUGUUUCACCAUUUUACACUGCACUGUUCUCAUGAAUGUGCAGAUGAUAAAACACACAACGAACAGAGAAUUGUCUUUUCUUUUUCUUUUUUUGCAUUCACAAGGCCACAGAACAUGACCAUCUCACCUGUAUUCUCCGAAUUUAUGACUGCAACCAGCUAAAAUAUUUUAGUUUGUAAUUUGUAUUUUUUAUGAAAGCUAUAUAUUUGAACAGUAAGAAUGACCGGCCAAGUGAAAGUUUGUCCGGACAAAUGGUCAUUUUGGCGAGACAUUGUUUGAUGACUGGCUGUUAUUUUGAGCGCUAAAUGUUUUAUAUCAAACCUCCAGCAAGUAUAUAAUUUUUAAGCAAUCAUGAGUUAGUACAUGUAUGGUUAGAAGUUAGAGUUAGAGUUAGGAGUUUAGGAAUAUUUCAAGAUAAUUUAUAUGUUUUGGGCACUUUUGGCCCUUAUGAGAUUCUUAUUUUUAAUACUUUUCUUUCGUUGUCAUUAAGCAAUCCUUUGUGCUGGCAGCCACAAAGUACCAUUCAUGGCAGAUGAAUCAAUACAAGCCAUUCCAGGGUUUGGAAAGAUAGAAUAUUCAUUGAAGUUCUAUCUGGAUUAUAUCGAGAAAAUAAGAAGCUGUCUUAAGCAUUUACACAAAAAAGGUAACUGAUACUCCCAUUUGCAAUGUCUAAGUAAUUCAGUAAUAUUCUUCUUGCACACUACACUACAGAUUUUUUAGUAGCUUGAACUUCAGCUUUCACCUCCUUAAGGUGCUUAUGGGCAUGUGACUUAAGGUGAUGGCUGAGAUUCAGACUAUUUUUUAGCUAGAUGCUGAAAGAGAAGUUACAGACGAUGUUAAACUAGGCAGCCGGUCACUUCAAUGUUCUUGUCCUGCAAAUUUGCAGCAAAUUAACUAGGGAAGUUAUGUGUACAUGAACACGGUUCCUUGAGUUACAAAUAUUGAAAGUAACUGUAUUUGAAAAAAAAAUUAAUAAUCCGCGUUAUUGCAGCUUCAAAACUAAACUUCAGUGCAACUUGUUUACCCAUGGCUUACCCCCCGCCCCCACACUACCUAUUAUUAUACCGACCUCAUUUUUUCAGCGCAAAUAUCAGUAACAAAACACCACGGUCGUUUUCUCGUCCGAAUUUUGAUUCUUAAUAUAUAAACGUCAUUGCAAACUUUCCUAGAUUAUAAUGUAUUUUUCUCAGAUCCAAAAGGUGAAUGGAAUGAGCACAAAAUUGAAUUGGGCCUUUGGACGCACGCUAUAGGACAGAAGUAUGCACCAGAGUUAUUUAACAGAAGAUCGGCAUCAAAACGAAAAACAGAAGAAAGGGAAAGUCCUCACAAAUCCAAAAAGACAAAGGUUUGA
Molecule: messenger RNA, 8839 nt
Organism: Porites evermanni
Lineage: Eukaryota; Metazoa; Cnidaria; Anthozoa; Scleractinia; Poritidae
Source: the annotation of a GenBank genome assembly